Molecule: messenger RNA, 306 nt
Organism: Fusarium graminearum PH-1
Lineage: Eukaryota; Fungi; Ascomycota; Sordariomycetes; Hypocreales; Nectriaceae
Exons: 5
Coding region: 1-306 (101 amino acids)
Source: RefSeq, a predicted model, not a curated record
AUGGAAUAUCACGACAAGACAAUUUUCAAAAAAUAUCAGAAUUCCUUGCUUUGUCACUUGAAUAUAUUGAAAACCCCCUACGUCCGCUAUUGUUUUAGAUCUGGGUACGGUAUCGAUAUUGUUCAGAAGAUGUAUUUGGUUCUUUCUGGUUCCAAAUGGGUAGCAAUAGUUAUUAGCACUGAAAUAAAACGUCGUACGCCCGACGGCGCAGGUCAGUUGCAGGUAGCAUGCUCUUCAAAAUGGACUAUUCCAAGCCAAAAGGGCCCGCAAUUCUCACAGAGUCCCAAUUUCUAUACUUUCUAUUGA